Messenger RNA from Toxoplasma gondii ME49, 3565 nucleotides. RefSeq lists its product as hypothetical. The transcript has a single exon. NCBI's taxonomy places the organism in Eukaryota, Apicomplexa, Conoidasida, Eucoccidiorida, Sarcocystidae. The coding region runs from base 314 to 2116 and encodes 600 amino acids. The record is from RefSeq and is a predicted model, not a curated record.
UUUUAACUCCGUGUCUCUCUCGCCGCUAUAGGUGGACAGUGAAUCACCCAGUUGUCACAGGAUAGCAAAAGGUGCGGCUAUACACGCUUGGUUGUAGCGCUGCCGCCCCUGUCCCACUUCGGUAGCGCAGGUCGCUGCUUGGAGACAGGGAACGGGCACGGUCAAGCAAUUGCUUGCACAGCUGUGUCCGGCGGGGAGCGAAAUAGAACGCUGGUGCAUUCUCUCACCCUCUGCAGGAAUGGAAAGCUGACGAGCAUGUGGUCGAGCCUGUGUUGCUUAGCCAGUAUGCGUUUCUUUUCAGCGGCAGGGGUGCAUGUUUGUGACCCACGUGCACUUUGUACUUUUGCACCGCCGGCCCCCCCAAUUCGGUAACCUUACAGAUGCACCGCCUCAAUGUCCUCAAAGGCAACGGCGUUUUCCUCUUUCCCUCAACGGUUUCCUGCAGUGUUUCCUUUGGGUGCCUCUGGGCUGGACUUCCAGUUAUUGCGGACUCCAGAUCUGGCGCCUAAUUUACCCAGUUUGUCUCGUUUGCAUAAGAAAAGGAGGGGAAACCCCCACAGAAAUGGCGGGCCCGGACGUUCGUGAGGCAGCGACGCGCUGGCGUCUCAAUGAGACUCCCUUGGCCUGCUCCGCCCCACUUUCGACUCUCAAAAGCGCCUGUCUCUCUCCCUCUGCUAAAAAAUGUCUAACUUCGUCAAUGUUCUUCUUGCUCGCUUCGUUUCUGCUUCUGUCGCGGCCCCUGUCUGUGCAUGGUUCUGAAGAAGCAUCUACCUUAGAUACCCCGGAAGGCAGAGACGCCUCCUCCGGAGUCCUGGACGAAAAUGGGGUAGAACCGGCGCAAGAAAACUUGCUCGGUUCGUCUGUCGUGUCGCAGAGCGACCAGGAAAAUGAUGCGCUGCCUGGGGACCUACACGAAAACCACGAUGCCGGCCUGCCCUCCCCCGCGCCACGAGAGGCAGCGGGAGAAUCUGGAGUUCGUGACCUAGAGAAAGUCAUUGCGGAGGAUCUUUCCUUCCUCUCUUCCCUCGCGACUAUGAAAGAGCUCACAGCGCUUUCCGAUGUCGCUGCUGAAGCUAACUCGGACGCCGGCUCGCUGGUCGACCGACGCGUGUCUAUGCUGAACACGGACGGGGAAGACAGAAAGGAAGAUGCAGCGGAAGGCGAAGAGACUGGAGACGCGGCGAAUCGCAAGCAAGCGGAUUUGUCUAACUUGCUAGCAGUCGACGGGUACUCCGAGAUGGCUGCCAGGGCGCUCCCUGAAAGCCUGUUGGAGGCUCUAGAGGUUGGCGGCGCAGUUCAUGGUCCGCGAGAUGAGACCGAAGAAAACAACCAGGCACCGGCAGCGGACCAAGAGGAUCGGCUCGGUUUCCAACAGGAAGAUAUGGAACUAACCCCCGGAAACACCUUCGAAAGCGGCAAGGGGGCCGCCCUACGUGGCGUGAGGUACGGUGUCAGCGAUGGCUCGGGUGCCGGCGAGAGGCAUCCGUUGCCAAAAACCACUGAAAAGCAGCGGAAGCCACCGGACUCCGAGACACGAACGGAUGACUCCACUGCGGAAGAACUGGUUGUCAGAAGCUUCCUGCACGGUUUCCCCGAGUUGACUGCGUUGCUCGAGGACCCGCCACUAAACCAACAAAGUCACUCGGACGCGGCGGCCUCGUUCUAUGCUGACGUGGGUGAACACGCCUCGACCCUCUCCACAACCACAGCGGCUGAGGAUGCUCAAGACGAGCUGGGUGCCAACGACCCAGAGAACGCAGUUCUCGACUCCGAGGCGGGGGAAAGGGGCGAGGCCGGCAACGCAGAGACAGCGGCUGCUCAAGCAGAAGUUCUGCACGAAGCUUUGGAGAAAACAGAGUCCACUGCAGUGGUAGAAGAGAAUGCCGUGGAAGAACCUGUGGCUGCGAUUUCUCAGAGCAGAAGCAGACAGUCUGUCAACCAGGCCAAGUCACUCUCUGUGGACAAUACGCCGCGUGUGGGCAAGCGAAACGCUGUGAAAAUGCUCGCCUCGCUUGGAGCCGUCCUCUCGCUUCUGGGAGGAGCGGCUGCGGCGUACCGUCACUUCAACAGACAAGUGGAGGUUCCUACUGAAACUGGCGUCUCCCACGGUGAGUAGCAGAGAAGAUUGUGUGCCAAACGGGCCGGUGUCUCGGGCAUAGCCAGCUCCUUGGUUCACGAAAUGCUGGACAAAGAGCCAGAUGUCACACUGCUUUGUUAUUGUUUUUCAAGACGUCGGUGAUAUGCGCUGCCGUACAAACAGUGGAAACAGAUCGUUCAACCUUAUUGGAACCGAAAAAGUUGUCCCGGUAAAUGCGAAAAUAUGUCCUCGACUGCUAAAAGCGUAGUCGCGAUAUGGCUGUGAACAACAGCUUGGUUCACGGCUGAAGGAAUACAGCCGAGGUAACGAACAAGCGUUGCCAGGAGUGCACGUGGUGAAGGUGUAUGAAAUGAAAGGAUAUGCCCACAGCUCUACCAAGAGCUUUACGGCUACUUUGACUUCUCUCCCAGGUGGAACCGUGAGGCCUGGGUGUGAGCUGUGCGCUUGCUUUAUUUGCUUCUAGUCAAGCGGGUUUUGUUUUGUUUCUGUUUUCCGUUCGACUGUUGAUUUGUUUUCGGAAACCCUCUCCGGUAUUUUCUGUGGCAACCCUUACACCUCUGAAAGCCCCAGUUGCCAGUAUUCAGCAACGCUGAUGUUUCGUUUGCCGUCUCGAGACCACGGACAAUUCCGCAUUCCAGUGGUCCUCUGUGAAGGAAGCGACUUCCUUGGCGCCUUCCAUACUCUUUCAGGAUGUAGUUGAACUGUGUCCGUUGACAAAGCUUUCGCACACGUUUGGAGCUCCCCUGUAUGAUAGUCUCGUCUCAGAAUUGAGCUACAGGAGUGACAACAGAGACGCGCGGCGCAAAAUUCUCCAUCUUGUUGAUCUAUUACUUCGUUAAUCUCAUGGAUGGACUCAUGGACCCUGAAGUUUGUGCGCAUACUGGGCACGGGGGCCAGGCAUUAACACAUUACAAACACCAGGUCGUUAUGCUAAACGAAAUCCUCAGACUGUCACACAGAGCGGUGCCAGCAAUGAGCAAACGAGGUAUAUCAGGAACUGCUGCUAGUGUAAACAGACUAUGCGAAUGAGGCCUUCUUAUCCAGAAAGCGCAAGGCUGAGGAAAUCAUGGACGCGAGCCCAUGUGAGCCAACUGUAGCCUUUUUUCUCACUUGUUCGACUACGCAGCACAGGAAAAAGAAGAAAUAUUCGGUACAAGUUUAAAAGACUACACUGUACUUUAUUUGUUGGGUAUGACGCAUUUGCCCAUUAACAUUCGGGGGGGGGGCUUUCUCACCAAAAAUGUUCUCACGUUUUCCCUUAUGUCAGUGUGAUAUCUAUGGAAGGCAACUGACGAAGAAGUGUAUCGAAGCGUCCUACACGCCGGCACAUUUUCGGGAAUCUUGUUUCCAUACACAUCUACAUUAUUUGUGGACACCUGCACGGUGUGGAUCUCUGGCUCUUAGAUGCAAGGAUGCGUCUAUACAUCUACGUGCAAAGAUAUAUACUUACAUGCAGGUACGGCUACG